GGACUGCUGCUAGCAAGAAGGUUUUUCCCUAGCUUGAAGGUGGCGAGAGGAGAGCGAAAUGAUUCUCGAUGUUCCCAGGAUUCCUCUCCUUUUAGUCGACUGAGCCUCAAUUACAUGGAUCCUCAUCCCGAAGCAACCGGACCAAUUUCAAUCGCAAGGAAGAUUCGGCCAACACCAACGCCUCCAUGUGCUGAGCCUGAAGAUCCAUCUGAAUCUGAGAAAGUUGUUCCCGAACCUAAAAGACAAAGAUUCAUCAAUUUCAAUUUGGUGCUGACGUAUGAUUGGCAUCUCUUCCAUCAGGGGAAGAUCCCAACCCGAGGUAACGAAGAAGCCAACUCCAUGAUUUUCAAUCUUCAGGCUAGAAGUAGCUAUUUCCCCUGCUGA
Molecule: messenger RNA, 384 nt
Organism: Striga asiatica
Lineage: Eukaryota; Viridiplantae; Streptophyta; Magnoliopsida; Lamiales; Orobanchaceae
Source: the annotation of a GenBank genome assembly